Pecten maximus is the source of this 11887-nucleotide messenger RNA. RefSeq names its product solute carrier family 15 member 2-like. Lineage: Eukaryota; Metazoa; Mollusca; Bivalvia; Pectinida; Pectinidae. Gene Ontology annotation, cellular component: membrane. The record is from RefSeq and is a predicted model, not a curated record. Gene Ontology annotation, molecular function: dipeptide transmembrane transporter activity. Gene Ontology annotation, biological process: transmembrane transport; oligopeptide transport.
GAUUGGAGACAAAUGGAAUCUUCGUACGGAUCUGUCGAUCCAGCUGAUGUAAAAACUCGCAUCAAUGGAGAGGCAAAUGGCCAUCCUUCCCCAAAGACGACGGUAUCAGGAGCACCCUGGGUUUAGUGUCCGAGUAAAUUAACGACUAGAAUUAACCUCAGUAUGAGUAGAAAGCUCAUGCCAGAGUCAGAGUCUGAGGAUGAGCUAUAUACUCAGCUCUCUGGGGAAGAUGAUAGUUUACUGAACUCAAAUGCAGAUCAUGAUCAGAAAGUCAGUGGCAAAGCCUGGGGGCGGGUGAAGAAUGUGUUCACAAGAAGAAGGAAAUAUCCUAUCAGCAUAUUCUUCAUCCUCGGCAAUGAGUUCUGUGAAAGAUUUUCAUACUACGGAAUGAGAGCUAUUCUUGUCCUGUAUCUGACGAGAUGGCUCAAGUUCACCGACGACCACGCCACGGCUAUCUUCCAUGCCUUCGUGAUGCUGUGUUACUUCAGUCCAUUGUUUGGGGCCAUUAUAGCCGACGGUUUCCUUGGCCGACUCAAAACCAUCUUAUAUGUGUCUGUGAUCUAUGCCAUUGGGAAUCUGGUGAUGGCACUGACCGCUCUUCCUCCACCAGAAUGGAUUGGUCCAAUGAUUGGACUAAUACUGAUUGGCCUAGGUACAGGUGGAAUUAAACCAUGUGUGUCAGCAUUUGGUGCGGAUCAAUUUAGACCGGACCAGGAAAAGGAAAGGAUGACAUUUUUCUCCGCUUUCUACUUCAUGAUCAACCUCGGCAGUAUGCUGUCCAUCUUCAUCACACCAGUACUCAGAGCUGAUGUCAAGUGUUUUGGGGGAGAGUGUUAUCCCCUAGCCUUUGGAGUACCUGCAGUACUGAUGUUUGUAGCUACCAUUAUUUUCAUUGCUGGGAAAAGUCAGUACAAAAUCACCCCUCCAGCCGGUAACUUGGUAGGGAGGGUCUACAACUGUAUAAAGGCAGGGAUUGUAGGUAAAGUGAAAAACAGAGGAACAAGUGUGAAGAUGCAACACUGGCUAGACUAUGCGGAGGAGAAAUUUGAGCCUGAUUUUGUUGAGGAGGUGAAGACCCUACUUAAAGUACUGACCUUGUUUAUACCUCUGCCUUUGUUCUGGGCUUUAUCGGACCAACAGGGAUCACGCUGGACUCUCCAAGCUGCCCAGAUGGAUGGUGAUGUGGGAGUUUUUGGACGGAUCAAACCAGACCAGGUCAUGGCUUUGAACCCCCUCCUCAUCAUCAUUUUAAUUCCUGUGUUUGAACAAGGUGUAUAUCCCCUUUGUGACAAAUGUGGGAUUCUGACAAGGCCCCUACAGAGGAUGGUAUCAGGGAUGUUUCUGACGGGUGUGGCUUUCGUGGUGGCAGCACUUGUACAGAUGAAGCUAGAUGUAAAGAGAGAAGCCCCUCUCUCGAUGUCAGAGAGCGGUGUGACAUUCAUCAACACAUUCCCGUGUCCUGUGUCUCUGUCCUCUCCUAUCUACUCUGAGGAUCUGUCAUUUUCACAGGAGUCUGACUACCUACGAAUGUCGACAGGAUCCCUGACCCUCUCUGUUACAGCAAAUUGUACAGGAGAGACUGUUAAAAACACUGUCACACUUGAUACCAGCUCUGCUUACCGAAUUAUCAUUUUAAAAUCACCUGACCUGGGUAACUUAGCUGUCUACAAGGCUGAAGACCAGAGAAACAAGCCAAGGGAAGGUGACUCUCUUAUCAGUAUACUGAUGUCGAUGGGACCUCAGAAAGAGAUCACUGUGAAGCUUGUACCACAUUCCUAUUCCUAUCAGAGGCUUGAUGACCGUUCUCCUGGCAUCAGUUUUGUUGUCUCGAGUUCCAAACCAUCUGUAUAUAAGGAGGUAUACCCUGGUCUGUACAAUAUAUGGCAGAAAGUCCUACCAACUGUGAAUUCCAGUGAAACUUGGAAGAUGACAAAUGCUAGUGUCAAUGUGGGCACCGGAGCAUCUUAUACCAUCCUUCUAUAUACCAACAACUCAGACACGGUGGACACUGUGGUGUACAGCAGUGUGACUGCCAAUACUGUGUCCCUCCUUUGGAUGGUUCCCCAGUACGUCAUCAUCACCGUAGGAGAAAUCCUGUUCUCCGUGUCCGGACUCUCCUUCGCUUACUCAGAGGCCCCUAAGUCAAUGAAGUCUGUUGUACAGGCAGCAUGGCUACUUACUACAGCAGUCGGUGAUCUCAUUGUGGUUAUAGUAGCAGAAUCACAGCUUCUACCUAGCCAGACGGCUGAAUUCUUCUUUUUUGCUGCCUUGAUGACAGUCGUGUCUGUGAUUUUUAUGUUGAUGUCAUAUUUCUACAAAUACAACACUACUACAAUUUUACCAGAUCCUGGUACUGAUGAUACCGCGGGACUGAUUACCAAGGGGGAUAACUCCCCAGAUAUACCUAUGCAACAUGUACACUCAAGUUAAUAAUGUAUUGUCCAAUUAAAUAAUCAAUUUGCUUCAAAAGCAUGUUUAAAUUUACUUUAGCAAAAACAUGACAUGGAUUACUUUCUACUAUCUAAUUGUCUACAUUCGCAUUGUUAAAAUUAUUUAUUUAUGUUGAAUUAUGUCUAUAUGGUACAAAUAUAUUUUUCCUGUAAUAAACCCAAUGGACAGACAUCUCAACUUUGACUCACAAUAGGAUGUGUACUUAAAGCCGGCCAUGGAGAUAGCAUUUUCUAGCACCUUACUGCAUCGCCAUGGGCAUAGAUAUUCUUAUUAUCAGGCCUGGACUUACUACCAGAUAAAUACUCGACUGUUCUGUUACUUAAAUUUUACAUGCAAUACUUACUUCUAAUUUUUUAGUGUUAUAUUCUACUGUUUAAAUUAUUGGUAUGUUUUGUGGACCAACAUAUAUUGUAAGGUGACUUGAACUUCAAAGUGUAAGCAAAAUAUGUUGUAUGGAGAGAUGAUUAACUAAAUCAUAAUUCUUAGUCGAAAUCAAUAAGUAGGUUAAAGUUACAGAUUAUGGAUAUACCAACAAAUCUUUAUUUUACUUAAAAUUUCAAAAAUGAGUAAAAGGGAGUGCAAAAAUGAGUAAAAGGGAAAGAUAAUUUAGCAAACAUAGAAUAUUAAUAUUUAAAUGAAAUCAUAAUGUUAUUUAACUCAAAAUCAAUAAAGCGAGUGUAAAACACAUUCUCAAUGGCCAAUUCCUGCUACACAGUUUACUGGACGACGGUUUGGAACGUUGACAACAGGGUUAAGUCUAAAAAGAAACUGAGUUGAUUUAUCAUCUAUUGAAAACAAUGGAUGAUCUAUUAUCAUUUUUUUUUCUAUAUUGCUGUGAAACAUUAAUUAGGUCAUUGUAUGUAAUUAUAAAUACUAAUAUAUACUUUUUGACAAAAACAGUAAACAGUCUUGUUUUAUGUGAUCUUGUUGAGUCAUGUUUCCAGUAAAUGAUUACAUGAUCUUGUUGCCAGAAAAUGAUGUUAUUGUUAAAGUAAUGAUAUGAUUGUUUUAGAUAUGUUGUGAAAUAUUGUUUGGGAACUCAUUUUUGCCAAAAUCAAUAUUGUGAAAUAUUUUUAAUCAAGCCAAUUUAGAAAUAAACUAAUUAGGCUAUGGUUAUUAGUUGUUUGUAUAAGUAGGCACCCUUUUAAGAAUGGGUGAAUUACUGCAAGUUAAUGAAACAUUUAAAGUUAUUUUCACUACAUUUUGCCAAACAAAGAACAAUCAUAUUAAGCAUUAUUUUGAUAUAUCUUUUAGGAGGUAAUAUUUUGUAAGUUAAUUUACUAAAAUGACUAUAACCAUAGGUUCCCUGUGAAAUAAAAACCUGCCCUAUGAAUGUUUUUUUUUUUUUUUUUGUGAAAGAAAUAUUGCCUUAGAGACAUACAAGUUGAUCUGUUACUGAGAGUUUUGAUCUGACACUGCAAUUGUGAUAUUUUGAGGAUGACAAGAAUGUUGAUUGUGAUGUAAGAAUAUUGAACUUUGUGUUCAUCAAUCAACUAUGUGCUGUUAAAUCAGUAAUUAAAAGUAAUCAGAUAUUUCCUUAUAAUGAAAAUGUAUUUUUAUAAUAAUUAUAUUCUCCAUCUCAUUCCAGAUGGAGUAUUUGUUUUAAAUAAGUUAAAUAGAAAUAAUAUAUGUUCAAUAUGAAAGUUUUCAGCCUACUUUUUAUUAUGAAAUUCAAACAUGUAUUGUUAUUAUUAUGAUUUAAACUUUUGAUUUUAUUUGUGAAAUAGUCCUUCAAUAUAAUAUCAUCAUACAAUAAUUCAGAAUUCUCAGUAGAAAUAUUAAUGAUUUUUAUUGUUUGGUUCAAAUGAAUUUCAAAAAUAACAUCACAUACCUACUUACUCUGAAAAUCAGAAUUUUAUGAAUUUGUCAAAAUAGUUUUAUUAUUGAAAUGCUUUCUAAAAUCAUUGUUUAUGUCAUUUAUACAGUUCUAUAAUACUUGUUUUCCAUUUAAGGGAAUAUUUGAUAUCUAAUUGACUUCAAAAAGGAUAUUCCUGAUGUCAUUUAUUUUUUAGUAUUUUAUGAAAAUGAUACUUUUCACAUACUUGAUAAUGAUGUUUAGUUGAAGUUAUGCAUCAAGUACACUUUUCUGUCGCAUGCUUCUGUUUGUCUACAUUAGUUAAAACUACAAUUUUCACUCAAGUUUAUUCCUAAUUUCCCCCCCAAUUGCAUUGCUAGCAGUAGAUAUUGCUCAUUUAGGUAGCAUUCAAACUAGUUCCUAUUUCCAGCCGUCCCUAUCUUAUAUUAAUUAGUCAAUAUCAUUUCCACGGGAAAUGCCAGUUUUUCAAAGCAGAAUUGCUGUACAUUCUUCCAUUCUCUUUCUAUAUUUUGUGACAGAUUUUAGAUAUAAUCAAAAAUACAGUCUCUAGUACAUACAGUGUAAUGUGUUAAUACGGUUUUGAUAUUCAAUGAUGUAAUUAUAAAGAAAGAUUACACAUGGUCAAUAAUAAAUUAGACAUUGAAGUAAGUUAAGUUGUUAAUUGGUAUUGUAUACAUACCAUUGUAUUUUGAAUGAGGGAUUUCAAGUAAAUGCUGUAAUUAUCUAAAACAAUUGUCUUUACACAAAAUAUAAAAACAUUAAUUUUGUAUGGUACAGUUUCAUCUUUAAAGGUGCUAUUUGCAUUGUGUCUACAAUCUUUCCUAGCACAUGUAUGCAUAAUACGAAAAGCUUUCUUGUGUUAGUUAGAUUAGAGAUUAGAGACCCUGUGUAUCAUCCUUAAUUUCUCAUUUGUUUCAAGCUUAAUUUUUGUAUUAUAAUUAAAUGUUGGGUGUUUUAUCACGUAACAUAAUAUAUAGAUAAAUAAAGGUAUAUUUCUCGCAAACUGCACAGGGUGAUCACGUGGUUGCUAGGGAUGGGAUAGGUCAAUCUCACAUGAUGUAUGGAAUGACAGUGUUUCCGUGUCGCAAAUUGAUAACGCCAUCAAUUUUGACACACAUUUUCAUGAUGGCACAAUGGAAAAGGUUCACAACACCUUACACUUUGUUACUUUUUAAUUACAGUAUAUCUGUGAGAAAAAUAAUCAAACAUUGGUCUAUACCGUGGACAGCGAUAUUCCGACCCUCGUGUCAGAGUUUGGCUGGCCAGCAUGAGGCUUAUCCCGGUCCACGGAACAGGCCCAUGUAAGAUUCUAUUAUCUACAUCUCUAUCAUUAAUAUUAUUUAUUUCUCCUUUUCCGAAGUGUUCAAGCUUACACUGUUGUAAUAAAGAUUAUAUUCAACGUGUAUCAACAUUAAUUUCUCAAUUUUCAAUGUUCAAUUUGCAACAGCUUUACGUUUGGUAAUUAAAAUUCACUAGCAGCUUAUGUCUGAAGAUCGUUAAGAAAAAUUAGGUUGUUGAAACCUACAAUGUUUAUUCACCGUAUAUAUAAAUAAUUUAUGAUUUUCAUGUUGGCGACUUUAGUUCUCCUGUUGUAUCGUUUAUGAUAUAUAUUUGAUUGACAGAACAUGUAUUUGUUUGACCCUUGUCCCUAUUGUUUAGAGCUAUUUAUAGACAAUCAAGUGCAGAAAUUGGAGUCCCCAAGGUUUGUUAUUAUCUUACAUGCUAUUAUGCAUAAGCACCAUGUCGGAAAUACACUCAUAUUUUCUCUUUUGAAUUACAUUAAAAAUACCAAAUUGGUUGACCUAUAGGAUCAACUGUACGUCCCUUUCUCCGUUUUACCAAAUGUUUUAAGCAGUGCUUGAUUUUCUAAACUUUCUAUAUGGAGAACCCUUUUUUUCUAUGGAAGCGAUGAAGGGACAGUUUUAGUUAAGACUUAUUUGUUGUCUCUUAUUUGUUAUAACUUAUGUGUUAUUUGAUAAUUAUGACAAAACAUUGAAAGGCUGUCCAGUAUAAUGGACUGUUUCAGCUGUAAUACGUUAGUCUUGAUAAUACUCAUUAGCAAAUGAGUAGUAACUAAAAAUGUCCCUUCAUGGCUUCCAUAUUUUUCACUAGUAAUAAGCCCAACAAGGAAUGAAUAGUUUAAUGAUGCAGUUGUAUGUAUUAUUUGACAUAAACCUAUUUCUAAAGUCAUGUUUGAAAGCGCUAUUACUAGUAAUCCGUUUGCCUUUUGCAUGAAAAUAAAUAAAUGAAUAAACAAGCAAAGCAAAGCCAAAUAAUCAAACCAUAUUAACAGUCAAUGACAAGUGCAAGUUUAUUAACAAAAAGGCAAAUCUUCUGCUUUAUGAAAAGGAUGUGAAUUGUUGAUGUUGCUCUUUAUAUUACCAACUAUCGAUUGAUUCUAACAGAAUUUAUGAAAAUACAAAAAAAAAAAAAUAUUCUUACACGAUCAUUUUUGCGUCAUGCCAUUUAUAUACAUUACAUUGCUCCUUUUUUUAACAAAAUCGAGAUUGAAUUUAAACAUACUGCUGGAAAUAUUUAAGAACAGUUUAUUUUAUUGCUGCUACUUUAUAAUUAAGUAUAAUAAAUUUAUUAGUACUAUUUGUCAAAACGUGUUAAUCUCAUCGCUUCAAAUUACAAUGUUUUUGUAUAAUGUAUUAGCUUUUUAAGAAGACUUCUGAGUUUGAUCAAUUUAAUUUCUAUUAAUAAUCUCUCAUAUUUCACCUGUGUUUGUUAGGUUACAAAGGGUAAGGAGAGAUAUGAUUUUAAUUAUAUUGAUAUAACUGAUUAUUUGUGCACAUUUAUGAUGUUUAUCGUACAUUUUUGUAGUUAUAGUAAAAUCAUUAGUUUAUUCAAAUGUAAUCAUAGACUUAUUGAUGUAAACAUUUAUAUUUUGGCGCAUUCAAACUUUAGUGCAUCAAGGAAUUGGCUUAUCUACAGUAUAAAUGUAGAAACAAUAUACAUACAGUGCAAUUAGUACUAUCAUAAUACUAGUGCAAUGCUUUAAUGUAAGAUCACCCCUAAAAUAUGUACGUUUACAAUUAUAUAGGUGUCCGAUGUAAGCUUUUGUUUUAUUUUAUAUCUAUAUUGUUCAUGUGUCCUGUGAUACAUAGAGUCGUAAUAUACCUCACAGACUUAGUCCGUGAUCAUAUAGUGUCUUAUUAUAUGUCCCUGUUUAGAUGGACAGCGGUUGUGGGAUCAAUUUUUUUAAGAUUUAUCGAGUAUGUAUUUUCUUAUAUGUUUAUAUCGCAGAUUAGUUGACACUGGUCCCUGUGGAUCAAUCUGAUUGACAAAUGUACAGAAUGGUGCGUAUGUCACAAUUAUAGUUUGUGUUGUAUAAGUUCAAGUUUAGCAGGCUUUAAAACACUUAUUUUUGUCAGCAUAUUCGUCCAGGAAAAUAGUAACGAAAAAGGAACAUUGUGCAUGAUCUGUUUUAUUAUUUCCUUUUUGCGUUUAUAUAAAAUGUAACUAGCAGUUUACCUAAAAUUUCAAAAUGCUACGACACUAAUAUGCCUAUUUCUUUUUUCUUUUUCGUAAUUUCAAUUGAGAAAUUCAUUUGCGAUACACUUUUUUUUCAUUUGCGAUACACUUGCACGCGCUUCUGUACACCCACAACUGUAUCAUAGUGACGUAAAUGGCUCACCGUAGGUUACAGGUAUUGGGGAACUGCUACGUUUUCUAUUUCCUAACUAUGCAAUUUGCUUCAGUUACCAUAUUUUGAGAGUUUGUAUGUUAUUGCAUGAUGAAUUCAAACAUGAUUGUUUUUCGUUAUUAAAGAAACGAUCGUAAUGUCUAGUUUGAUUUAUAUACAUUGCAUAUAAAGAUGUUGCCCGCAAACAUUACACAUAAUUAGUCUGGGGUUGUACAAUGCAUGUGUAGAUAUGUAAAUCCGCUCAUAAUCAUAUUAUGUUUCAGAUAUUGACAUGUGCACACAACGGUGACAUCUCCACGCGUCCCAUAAAUAUGAUAGGAAAAUGUCUUUAAAAAAAUCUAUUUCACGAUCGUUAAAUUUCUUCUCGUCAAUUAAUUUUACCAAUGAUUUCAGUUCCUCGGUUAAUUAACGAUUGUUAACCUAACAUUUCUAUCCCAGAAUAACGAUGAACAAAAUCAAAUUUACCAUUAAAUCAAUUGCCAUCAUCACUUUGUGAUGUAGAAAUAAGCUGUACGUAUUUUGAUCACGUGACCACUGUAUUGUUACAUCGUGAAUCAUAUAAUUGAUUAAUAGAUUUUACAAGCCCUCCAAUGUCUAUGGUCAUGUAGAGCAUAAAAAGAUAUAUCACACUGGAACUUAAAAUUCUGUAUUAAUAUACAUGUACAUUUAGUAAUAAAACUGGAAACGAUUUGGAAGUUUGUAAUACUAAUAUUUUAAAAUAACCCAUUGAUAGGUAAAAACUAAGUAUGAUUACAUUUAAAAUAAAACAAAUGCCAUUAAGACAUAUAGCACAAGUAUGACGCUGUCCUAACAACGUACUACGAAAUCAAAUGUUAAUAUUUAAGCAUCAAACUGCCUUCUUUGGAACGCCAUUGUCCUAUAAUUCUCACAAGGAUUGGAGACCAAUUGAAUAACGCGCAUUUGUCUAUAAUCGUGUGAAAAAUAUAUAGGACAAUAGCUUAUUCUUGUGACGUCAAGAAAACACGCGACCGGUCCCGGCAAAAAAUAAAGUUCGUGGAAAAAAAACAAAAAAAACCCAUCAAUUUCAUUUAACUUUCUAUGCAACAUACAAUGUAUCUACACAAAUGUGUGUGAGUUAGUGUUCAAUCGAGAUUUUCAAUCCGGUAGCACGCAUUUUCGUGACGUCAAAAAUACACUUAAUAUAGUGAUCUGAGGCAGCGACGUCAUUUAGACACGACGUUAGAGCAUUGUUCUUCAUGUUGCUACAUCAAUGGGAAUCAUAUAAUAUAUAUAUAUCAUGAUCUGAUCACUUUCUAAUUUGCUUAAUGAAGUUAUAUAAUGACAAAGCAGAGCAAAUUGAAAAAUAUGAAAUUAAAGUGGAUUUUUCUCUAAAGUGUUAAUGCUUUUAAACCACUUGAUUUGUGAAACCUUAUUUCAAAUGUACAAAUUAAGCAAUUAUCCUUGAAUACUUGUUGAUAACGUUUGCAUCUUGACGAUUCAAAAUGAGACUACCAUAUUGGAGAACUAUUAAAUAGAUGCCUGUUGAAUCUACCUGAAAUUUCUAAAACGCAGUAGAAUGGCAAUAUCUGCAGAGUUCGGAAUCGGGCGACAUUUUAUCAGUGGCAUAUACUUAUUAUAGGUUGCUACCAUUAGGUGGUUGGACAUGUGUAGAAUAGUAUAGUCUUUACUCCUGCUGGACAGGACACAUAUGUAUACAUCCAUAUAUGUUAGCGGUUUGACAUUUCUCUGUUAGAUACUGUGUUAGUUAGUUUUUGUUCACUGUUCCUAAUGAAUACAUGAUUAGAUAAUGUGAAAUAUUUUUCAGCUCCCUAUCAAGAUUUUGGCAUUUCUUUAAAUAUAUUUCGAGUUUUAUUUUAAGUCGCCUCCUCUCGCCAACACUUAGACAUGUAACAUCAAUUAUGAGUCUUAGAAUGACUAAACAACUGUAUGAUGUCCCUAGCAUCAUGGACGAGUCCCAGAAGUACUACACAACUGUAUGAUGUCCCUAUCAUCACUAACGUGUCCCAGAAGUACUAAACAACUGUAUAGUGCCCCUAACAUCACUAACGAGUCCCAGAAGUACUAAACAACUGUAUAAUGUCCCUAACAUCACUAACGUGUCCCAGAAGUACUAAACAACUGUAUAGUGCCCCUAACAUCACUGACGAGUCCCAAAAGUACUACACAACUGUGUAGUGCCCCUAACAUCACUGACGAGUCCCAAAAGUACUACACAACUGUAUGAUGCCCCUAACAUCACUAACGAGUCCCAGAAGUACUAAACAACUGUAUAGUGUCCUUAACAUCACUGACGAGUCCCAGAAGUACUAAACAACUGUAUAGUGCCCCUAACAUCACUGACGAGUCCCAAAAGUACUACACAACUGUGUAGUGCCCCUAACAUCACUAAUGAGUCCCAGAAGUACUAAACAACUGUAUAGUGUCCCUAACACCACGGACGAGUCACAGAAGGACAAAACAGCUGUAUGGUGAAGUUGCAGUCAUUUUAGCUCUACUGUGUCUAGCUCCCAGUUUAGUUUGAAUAUGCUACUAUCUUGUGUUUCCUAUUCACAAUUGUUUUUGUCAGCCAAAAUCAGCUCGUUUACAGAAUUAUUGGACAAGUAUCAUGGCAAGGACUAGAUUGGACAUAGGUUUCACUAUAAGUGAACGGCUGAGUGCAUAUAAGCUGGUUGUAUGACAUCAUUACUGUGUCCUUGACUGUCGCUUGUCGCGGCAAAACUUCCUCAUGUACACAUCGUAUCUUCGGAAGAUUCCGUUCCUACAAUUUCCAUUACACAAGUUUCUUCAUCAUCAGUCCUUAUAUUUUGGGUUUCCUGUUAAACCGAAAAAAUACAAGUUUCAGUACAUCAUUUUUAACAUGCAUGCAAACAUGGCCGAUUUUAGAUGUUUAUUUAGGCAAAAAAUUAGAAAGAUGUAUUGUAUCACUCAAAAACCAAACUUUUAAAAAGACAAAUAUGAAUGAAUAAUAAAAUGAAACAAUAUAUUUAUAAUUUAACGUACAUGUAGUUUAUUCAAUGAUAUUUGGUUCUGUGUUUUGUCUGUUAAAAACUGUGUAGUGUGGUAUAUUUUAGAUGAAUUUGUGUUGGAUUUUAUAAUUGUAAGUUUGCAUUCAUGUAUCAAAUUUGUUUAUUAAUAUAGGAGUUGCUCCGUCUUUCCAUAUAUGAGCGGAUGGAUACUUUGCACGAUUUGAAUAAUAUGACCUCCAUUAUCACCUCACCACUUUUUCUCUUUCCUUUUUGUUUAUAUCUAGCUCCUCUAAGAGUUGACAUAAGCACCUCUCUAAUACCAUCAUCGGAUGCCUUGGACUGUAUGUUUCUUGGAUGCACAAGUAGUUUUCAUGAUAUCUCCACAUUAUAAUGGCUUCGAAUAGCGAUUCGCACCUUCUCUAAAAGCAAAGCAAAUGAUUGGCAUUGAUAAUUAAUAUCGGAUAUCGUUUAGGAUUUAAAACAUGUUUACGUCGAUAAUUAGAGUCAAAUACCAGAGAUUUUGACAAUAUUCUAAUAUUCUUAUUAUCCUCACAGUCAAUAUUGUGAUUACUACAUGACAGCUAGGACGGGGAAACAAAACGGAAGGACAAUGAAACAUGCUUUUGUGGCCACGACAGGACAAUUUUUUCCGUCGCCCAUUCAUAUGUCAACUUUUCCUAAAAACGCUUGCCCUGAGGGACAGUGCUUGAUAAUGGAAAUAUAGCAAAUGUUUUAAAAUCCCUCUUAUAACGCGUCUGAUAACAACAUAAACACGUUUCUUACCAACUAUUCUGAUUGUAGUCUAAUUGUUUUUUUCUUUUUAUUUUGCUUUGCUAUAAUACAAACUCAAAAUUUUGUAGGUAUCCAUUACUGAACAUGACAGUUUAUCUGUACGUCUGCGUGUGCUUGGCGCAAGGUUAUGUAUAAUCUGUUUCUUUUUCAUUUGUGAUUACGAUUAUACAGCUAUUGUGCAUAUUUGUUACAUUUAUAUUUUCAUGACAAUAAAUGUUAUUAUGAAUAAAA